This is a messenger RNA of Pseudomassariella vexata, 1701 nucleotides long. Its product is annotated as pyridoxal phosphate-dependent transferase. Gene Ontology annotation, biological process: carboxylic acid metabolic process; sphingolipid catabolic process. NCBI's taxonomy places the organism in Eukaryota, Fungi, Ascomycota, Sordariomycetes, Amphisphaeriales, Pseudomassariaceae. Gene Ontology annotation, cellular component: endoplasmic reticulum. Gene Ontology annotation, molecular function: pyridoxal phosphate binding; sphinganine-1-phosphate aldolase activity. The coding region runs from base 1 to 1701 and encodes 566 amino acids. The record is from RefSeq and is a predicted model, not a curated record. The transcript has 3 exons.
AUGCCGGGCUCCUCGCGCAUGCCCAUCAGCCUGCGGGAGAGCUUCAACAGUGUUAAGAGAAACCGGCCAAACAACCCGCUGCAGGUGCUCAACCUCGAUUUGUUCCGAAAUGUAGUCUUCUUCUUCUUCGUCCUCCGCCUCCUCCGACGAUCGUACUGGAAACUCAAAGGCCGCGGCCUGAUCGGCACUAUCGUCGAGCUCUACACCGAUGUCCGCCGAAUUCUCUAUGGGUAUUUCCUCCGGGCGCCCGGCGUGCGGACCCAAGUGCGCAAACAGGUCACCGACGCGCUCUCCAAGAUGCAAGGAAAGCUAAUAACGCCCGGCGGUACGAGGUAUCUGGCCCUCCCCAAGGACGGUUGGGACGAGGAGGUGCUGAGGAAAGAGCUCGACGAACUGGCCAACAUGGACCAUACGCGAUGGGAGGAUGGCUUCGUGUCAGGCGCAGUGUACCACGGCGAGGACGAGCUUUUGAAGUUGCAGACCGAGGCAUACGGCAAAUUUACCGUCGCGAACCCGAUCCAUCCUGAUGUCUUCCCUGGCGUGAGGAAGAUGGAGGCCGAGGUUGUGGCCAUGGUGCUAUCGAUGUUCAACGCGCCGCCCAACGCGGCCGGCGUCUCGACCAGCGGAGGAACCGAGAGUAUUCUCAUGGCUUGCUUGAGUGCACGCCAGAAGGCUUACGUGGAGAGGGGCAUCACAGAGCCUGAGAUGAUCCUCCCCGAGACAGCGCACACAGCUUUCCGCAAAGCCGGCGAAUACUUCAAGAUCAAAGUCCACCUCGUGUCCUGUCCAGCACCCUCGCAUCAAGUAGACGUGCACCGCGUCUCUCGUCUUAUCAACAGCAACACCGUCCUCCUCGUGGGAUCCGCCCCUAACUUCCCCCACGGCAUAAUAGACGAUAUCACCGCGCUCUCCAAGCUUGCCCUGAAGCGACGCAUUCCCCUGCACGUUGACUGCUGUCUGGGAUCUUUCCUCGUACCCUUCCUCGAAAGAGCUGGCUUCGAGACGGAACUCUUCGACUUCCGUCUCAAAGGGGUGACAUCCAUCUCGUGCGACACGCACAAGUACGGCUUUGCUCCCAAGGGCAACUCGACCGUGCUCUACCGCAACCAAGAGCUGCGCACAUACCAGUACUUCGUCAGCGCCGACUGGAGCGGUGGUGUGUACGCAUCACCCGGAAUCGCCGGCUCCCGACCAGGUGCCCUCAUCGCCGGGUGCUGGACCAGCAUGAUGCGCGUGGGCGAGACCGGCUACAUCGACGCCUGCGUGAAGAUUGUCGGCGCCGCCAAGAAGAUCGCCGAGCACAUCACCUCGUCGCCCCCGCUUGCGGCGGAACUACAGAUCAUCGGCCGACCGCUCGUUUCCGUCGUCGCCUUCACGGCCCGUAACCUCAACAUCUACGAUCUGGCCGACGGCAUGAGCGCCAAGGGUUGGCAUUUGAAUUCGCUGCAGAGCCCGCCCGCCAUCCACGUGGCUGUCACCAUGCCCAUCGCCAAGAUCUGGGAGAAGUUGGUGGCUGACCUUGAGGCCGUCGUCGAGGAAGAGCGGGAGAAGGAGCGUGUCAGGGCCGUAGAGGGCAAGCAGUCGAGGGGCAAGGUUAUGGGAGAUAGCGCGGCGCUGUACGGUGUCGCCGGCAGCCUGCCCAACAAGAGUGUCGUGGUCGACCUGGCGACGGGGUUCUUGGAUAUUUUGUACAAGGCCUAG